CUUCGCCGGCUUACCUGAUCGAUCGCGCACAAUAAGCGUUGCGGGAUGGCUGUGCUGAAGGCAGGGGGAGCUGAAAUUCAACACGAUCAGCGCUGGAGAUGCGCGACCUGGUGAGGCGGCGGGUUUUGCUUUCGGAGUCAUCCCGAGCUGAGGUCCAGAGAAAGCUGCCAUCCUCUGACACCCGUUCCCUCCACUCACUGGGACAUCCGCCCGUUAUCCUUUUAAAACAGAUAAAUCAUAACCAUCUCCAGUUCGGCCAUGCAGUUGCCUCCUAAGGAACCACAGAGGAAGAGAUUGCGGGAUUUGGCUCUUGAGGUCGGCAUGAGAGCUUUCCUCUUCGGAGUUUUUGUUUUCACAGAAUUUCUGGAUCCUUUCCAGCGAGUUAUUCAGCCUGAAGAGAUGUGGCUUUACAAGAAUCCCAUUGUGCAGUCAGAUCACAUACCCACUCGGAUAAUGUUUGCCAUUUCAUUCCUCACACCUCUGGCGGUGAUCUUUGUGGUCAAAAUAAUUCGAAGGACAGAUAAAACGGAGAUUAAAGAGGCCUGUUUAGCUGUCUCUCUGGCGCUUGCUCUGAACGGAAUCUUUACCAAUACGAUUAAGCUAAUAGUGGGAAGACCACGUCCUGAUUUCUUCAACCGCUGUUUCCCUGAUGGUGUGAUGAACCCUGAGAUGCACUGCACAGGUGACCCAGAUGUCGUUUCAGAGGGAAGAAAGAGCUUCCCAAGCAGCCAUUCAUCUUUUGCUUUCUCAGGUCUGGGUUUCACCACCUUCUACUUGGCUGGGAAGCUGCACUGUUUCACGGAUAUCGGCCAAGGCAAGUGCUGGAGGCUGUGUGCUACUAUCCUCCCUUUAUACUGCGCGGUGAUGAUAGCCUUGUCGCGGACUUGUGAUUACAAGCAUCACUGGCAAGAUGCAUUGGUUGGUGCCUUGAUUGGCAUCAUCUUUGCCUACCUUGCCUACAGACAACAUUAUCCGUCGUUGAGUCACAUUGAAUGCCACAAGCCACAUGUCUGCCUCGUGGUUCAGGUAUCCGCUGAUCAGGAAGAAGUGCCCACUCCAGAGAAAGCUACCAGCCUGGCUUUAGAGGGAGUAAAUGAAGGUCCUGUAUGACUAGCAAACUUCUUACAUGGACAAUUAUCCCUCCUUACAUUCCACAUAAAUCAAAACAAAUUCUACUUAAAAUCCAUUCCAUAAAUCUCAUGUACUUCUGACCUUCAUAUGUCCAAAGGAAAGCACACUGAUCAACAACUAAUUUUGCUUUCAACGUAAUGGCAUAUGUUGAUGCCAAGAGAAAAUUUCAUUUUAAAAUGGUAAUCAAAUAUGGUGUAAAUGGCAUUGUUCUUUAAAUGCACAAGACAUCAAAAAAAUGAAUGCAAUGAGUGCAAGAUUGAAGCAACCAAGAUGUUUGCGCAAUAUUGAAAGAAAAUGCAUUAGUUCCAUAUAAUUACAAUAUUGACAGUAUGAAGAGAUCAUGGAUAAAUCUUUGAUUAAUAUGUAAUUAAAAAACGUUGAUGAAUGCUGUGAAAUUAAUAUUGUGAAACAAUUAUACAGGUUGCAGUGAAGAUGUAAUUACCAAUGUUAAGCAAUGACAUUCAGGAAUGAUCUGAAUAAAUGUAUUGAAAUUUCAUUUUUCUAUGCUUGCGUUAUGUGGCAUUAUUCAUUAAAACUGAUGUUAUUUAAAUUC
This is a messenger RNA of Amblyraja radiata (thorny skate), 1684 nucleotides long. It is a transcript of the gene plpp4, whose product is annotated as phospholipid phosphatase 4. Lineage: Eukaryota; Metazoa; Chordata; Chondrichthyes; Rajiformes; Rajidae. Gene Ontology annotation, biological process: phospholipid dephosphorylation; phospholipid metabolic process. The transcript has 7 exons. The record is from RefSeq and is a predicted model, not a curated record. Gene Ontology annotation, cellular component: membrane. Bases 259 to 1110 code for a protein of 283 amino acids. Gene Ontology annotation, molecular function: phosphatidate phosphatase activity.